UACCAUGUCGGCCACCGUAGAAGACGAUAAACAUCCAGGAUUACGUUGGGAGUGCCCGGUGGUUUUAUACAUCAUUUGUAAACUAGAAAGAUUGAUAAUCAUCAAUUCCGACGACUUUGAUAGAGGCAUCCUAGCCCAAUAGAGGAAGAUGAGGCUGAAAGAGAUCCAGAGGACCGCUCAUCCAGCAUGGAGUCCUGCCCCCCACCACCCUAUCUGCCUCGCUUUAGGCACGUCAGCUCAGCAGCUGGAUGCGUCAUUCAACACCACUGCCGUCUUGGAAAUAUUCCAGGUGGAUUUUGCCGAUCCUUCCCUGGGCAUGAAGCUCAAGGGGUCCUUACCUACUUCUAACAGGCUCCAUAGUCUGGUGUGGGUAAACUUUGGAGCAGGAGAAGACGGUUUGGGAGGGAGACUGAUUGGAGGCAGUGAUAAUGGCAUGGUAACGGUGUAUAGCCCAGAAGCCAUCGUAACAUCAGGGGCAGAGGCAAUAAUAGGACAGUCGGACAAACACACUGGGCCUGUCAGAGCACUAGACUUCAACCCCUUUCAGAGUAAUCUGUUGGCAUCAGGGGCAAACGAUUCAGAGAUCUACAUCUGGGAUCUGAACAAUUUCAGCAAUCCAAUGACCCCCGGUACAAAGUCACAGCCUCCUGAAGAUAUCAGUGUGGUGUCGUGGAACAGACAGGUGCAACACAUCCUGGCCUCUGCAAACCCCAGUGGGAAAGCAGUGGUCUGGGACCUGAGGAAGAACGAGCCCAUCAUCAAGAUUAGUGACCACAGCAACCGGAUGCACUGUUCAGGGAUGCUCUGGCACCCUGAGGUGGCCACCCAGUUGGUCCUGGCCUCAGAAGAUGACCGCAUGCCAGUCAUUCAGAUGUGGGACCUGCGCUUUGCCACGUCCCCUCUCAAAGUCCUGGAGAACCACACAAGGGGACUUCUGUCCAUAGCGUGGAGCCAAGCAGACCCAGAGCUGUUGCUCAGUAGUGCGAAAGACAACAGGAUCCUCUGCUGGAACCCAACCACUGGAGAGGUGAUCUAUGAAUUACCAACGACCAAUCAGUGGUGCUUUGACAUCCAGUGGUGUCCCAGGAACCCGGCGCUGCUGUCGGCGGCCUCGUUUGACGGCUGGAUCAGUGUUUACAGCGUGAUGGGAGGAAGCCUGGAGGCCCAGCAGCAGAGCAGGGCUGAUCAGAUCUCCUCGUCCUUUGACACCAUGGAUCCGUUUGGGACAGGCCAGGUGCUGCCCCCUCUGCAAGUUCCCCAACCCAGCCCUCAGACCACCCUCGUCGCUCCGCUGAAGAAGCCCCCCAAGUGGGUUCGUAGGCCCGUAGGAGCCUCAUUCGCUUUUGGUGGGAAGCUGAUCACCUUCGAGAGUCCUAAGGCUCCAGUCCAGAGCCCACAGCCCGUCCCUGUCCCCAGGCAGGUGUUUGUGAGCCAGGUCACCACGGAAACAGAGCUCCUCCAACGUUCCAGAGAGCUGCAGGCUGCUCUGCAAUCUGGAUCUUUGUCAGACUACUGCCAGGCCAAGAUCCACAAGGCCCCCACAGACUCUGAACAGGACAUAUGGAGGUUUCUCCUGGUCAACUUUGAAGAUGAAGCCCGAGUCAAAUUCCUGAGACUUUUGGGUUUCAGCAAAGAGGAUUUAGAGAGAAAGAUAUCCACCUGCUUAGGGAAGAACCUGCAGCCUAACGGACAUGGAGUGGAUGCCAACGAUCUGGCUGAGAAGAUACAGCUUCUCUCUACUCAGAGGUCAGAAGAAUCCGGGGAUGAGGUUGACUCCACCAAGACUCCGGGUUCAUCCUCGCCCUCUGACUUUUUCAGUCAGAUCCCACCACAACCACAAGACAAGGAGAAGAUCAGCUUCCCGAUCCCUGUCUCAGCAGAUGCAGAUGGUCUGAUCAGCAUGGCUCUGCUGGUGGGAAACUUUGAGGGAGCGGUGGACCUGUGUCUGAAUGAGGGGCGCUACGCUGAGGCCAUCCUGCUGGCGAUCAGUGGAGGACAGGAGCUACUGCAGAGGACCCAGCAGACAUACCUGGACGAGCAGAGGAACAGCAUCUCUGUGCUGAUCUCAUCCGUGGUGACCCAGAACUGGGGAGACAUCGUGCAGAGCUGUGCCUUGGAUAACUGGAAGGAGGCUCUCGCUGCUCUCCUAACCUACGCUCACCCCAAAGAGUUUGCUCAUCUGUGUGAGACCCUGGGGUCGCGUCUGGAGGGGGAGAGGACAGAGAAACGCUGUCUGCAGGCAUGUCUCUGUUACAUUUGCUCUGGGAACAUUGAGAAACUAGUGGAAUGCUGGGCCCUGCAGAGGGACUGCUCAUCUCCCCUGGUUUUAGAGGACUUGGUAGAGAAGAUGAUGGUUCUGCGUAAGUCUGUGGAGCGUCUGAGGAACAGCGAGGUGGCUGUACAGAGUCCUGUCCUGGCUGACAAGCUGACUCACUACGCUGGUCUCCUCGCUUCACAAGGCAGCCUGGCUACAGCCCUGUCCUACCUGCCAGACACCUCAGACCAGGCUUGCAUCAUGAUGAUGAGAGACCGGCUGUUCCACGCCCAGGGAGAGGGAGGAUCUGCAGGGGGGCAACAGCCCCCACCGUUCCCUUACAACAGAGUCAGGGUGACUGGGGGCCAACCUGCCCCCGCUCUGGCCCCUGCUGUCCCCGUCCAAGCACAACCACCAGCACAGACACCGGGGCCCUACCAGCCUCCUCUUCCUGUGAUGUCAGUGGGUGGCCAGCCUCCUCUUCCUGUGAUGUCAGUGGUUGGCCAGCCUCCUCUUCCUGUGAUGUCAGUGGUUGGCCAGCCUCCUAUGACGACAGUCUUCACUCCUCAAGCUGCUGCUCUCUCCAGAGGGCCGCCUCCUCCUUCGUAUGGCGGUCUGCCUCCCUCCUCCCCUGCUCCUCCACCGAGUGGGCUGCCACGUACAGGACUACGGCCAGCCUACCCUCAACAUCCUGCCACUGCCCCAGGGUUCUCUCCACUCCAGCCAUUCCAGCCACAACAGCAGCCCAUGUCUGCAGGACUAGGUGGCCCCGGCCUCUCUGCCUUCCCUCCAGGACCUGCUAUGCCAGGCUCCAACCUAUCUGGACCCCCCCUGCCUCCGUUCUCUGCCCCUGGCGGCCUCCCCACCAUGCCCAGCCCAGGGCCACCUCCGUCAGGCUUCACCCCCACCUCGCUACCUGCAGGCCCCAUGCCACCCAGCUACCAGCAGCCUGGGGCCCCCGUCGGCAUGUACCCACCAGGGGGGUCUCACCUUCACAGCCAGGGCCCACCUGCAGGUCCCCCCUCUGGUCCGUACCCACCCCUGGGACCUGGGUACCCACAAGGAGGUCCUGGAGCCCCGGCCGUCAAGUCCUUCUCUGCUCCGUCGGUUGCUGCUCCUCCUACAGGACAAGAUGGAUGGAAUGACCCACCAGCAGUACGGGGGGGUUCUAGGAAGAAAAAGGUUGUCCCAGACAACUACACCCCUCCGGCUCCCAUCACCGCCCCUGUUAUGGGGGGUUUCCCCAUGGAGGGCCAUCAUCAGCCCCAAGGACAGCAGGGCCACGACCCCAGCCGCACGCAGCAGUUCCCCCCAGGGGCCCCUCAGGAGCCCAGCGUACAGCUCCUCCAGGCGCUGCCGGCUGAGAGGGUGGAGCAGAGAGAGAUCCCUGCAGAGCACAUGGUCCUCAAGCAGACCUUCGACAGCCUGGUACAGCGCUGCCAGCUCGCCGCACAAGACCCACAAACAAAAAGGAAACUUGACGAUGCAUCGAAACGCCUUGGGUACCUGUAUGACAAGCUGAGAGAGCAAACGCUGUCUAACAACAUCCUGGGGGGUUUACAUGAGAUCAGCCGCUGUGUGGCGGGCCAGAACUACCAGCGAGGCCUAGAGGUCCACACUGCUGUGGUCACCAGCAGCAACUUCAGCGAGAUCCAAGCCUUCAUGCCCAUCCUCAAAGUGGUCAUGACCAUCGCCAACAAGCUGGGCGUCUGACCACUGAUCCCACACCAAGGCAGGCUUCUAGAAUAAACCUCAUUUCCUAUAAUGCUCUACUUCUGACCAGACCCUAUGGGCUCUUUACGGGCCCCGUGGGCCCUAUGAUUUAUGAGGGCCCCGAGGGGUCUAUGAGGGCCCCCGAGGGCUCUUGUCAAAAGUAGUGCCCUAUAUAGGGAGUAGAGUGCCAUUUGGAACACUCAAAAACACACCAAGAUAAAAAAAGCCUUCAGUGUUAUCAUAUGGAUGGAUCACAAUGUUUAUAGAUUAGAUAUUUAUUUCUUUUUCAGCUGUUGAAAUGUGCUUUGAUAAAACAAAAAACAUGAUUGCAGAUGUGUGGUUUUCGCUUGACUAAAGCCGACUCAUUGAAAGGUUUCUGACUUGGCUGAUGACGAGAGGUGUUCUUCUCUCUGAGAAGACGAGUCACUGUGGUGGUUAUCAACAGCAAAACACCCAAUAGUAUUAAAGAAGUUGAGUCCUUUUAGCUUUUCGAUGGGAAGAUACCUGAUGUUAAAGAGGUGGGGGUUACUGAUGUGGGAGGAUUGUAGAUAGCUGAGGAUUUUAAUGUCGUAAUGUUUGAGAGUGGAGAAAGAUACGCAAAUGUCUCUGAACAAUGUGGGUUUGGAUUCUCUGGCUGUCAGUAGUUCUUAACAUGGUAACACAUCCAACGAAGGGAAGACUUUGUUUUGUCCACCUUCCUACCUCAUCUCUCCUUAACAAACCACACAACGUCCAGCUGAUUUUUACAAUAGUUAGGAAGAGUGAAUGAGAUAUAUACACUUUUGUAAUGCAUACUGUACCAUGGCGCUGAAAUUGUUACAUUUUUCACUGACAGACCAGUGUGCUCUACAGACCAGUGUGCUCUACAGACCAGUGUGCUCUACAGACCAGUGUGCUCUACAGACCAGUGUGCUCUACAGACCAGUGUGCUCUACAGACCAGUGUGCUCUACAGACCAGUGUGCUCUACAGACCAGUGUGCUCUACAGACCAGUGUGCUCUACAGACCAGUGUGCUCUACAGACCAGUGUGCUCUACAGACCAGUGUGCUCGACAGACCAGUGUGCUCGACAGACCAGUGUGCUCUACAGACCAGUGUGCUCUACAGACCAGUGUGCUCUACAGACCAGUGUGCUCUACAGACCAGUGUGCUCGACAGACCAGUGUGCUCUACAGACCAGUGUGCUCUACAGACCAGUGUGCUCUACAGACCAGUGUGCUCUACAGACCAGUGUGCUCUACAGACCAGUGUGCCAUCUCUUACUUUGUUCCGUUUUCAGGCCAAAGCACUGCAACAACUAGCUCUGAUCCAGGGUGUUACAUGCAGCUUGUUGACUCAGAGCUGUGUCAGAGCCUGCACAUUACGCCCUGGUCCAGAGCUAUGCAACAACAGAAUGUCAUUUGAUGAUUCUUGUGGAGUGGCUGGAUUUUUUGAAUAGUCAGUCUGCGUUACAGUCACUAUAGAGCGGCCCGCUGCUGUCAGCUAGCUUGUGUGAUUGAGAUACUGUAUGAGAACUGUGUGUGUCCUGGUUGUUGGCUUCGCCCCCUGUUUAUAGUGUGCUGGCUUCUGUUGUGUAUAAACUGUAAUGAGCAACACCACUGUAAACAGCUUUGGCGUGGUUACACUUGACAUUUCAUGCUGAUUGAAGAACGUGGCAGUUAUCGACUGAAAUAUGAAUUAUGGCAAAGAAACCCAUGAAUAAAUAUCUUGAAAUAUU
Oncorhynchus masou masou (cherry salmon) is the source of this 5684-nucleotide messenger RNA. RefSeq names its product protein transport protein Sec31A-like. Lineage: Eukaryota; Metazoa; Chordata; Actinopteri; Salmoniformes; Salmonidae. The transcript has 25 exons. Gene Ontology annotation, biological process: endoplasmic reticulum to Golgi vesicle-mediated transport; COPII-coated vesicle cargo loading; endoplasmic reticulum organization. Bases 149 to 3967 code for a protein of 1272 amino acids. Gene Ontology annotation, cellular component: endoplasmic reticulum exit site; COPII vesicle coat. Gene Ontology annotation, molecular function: structural molecule activity; protein binding. The record is from RefSeq and is a predicted model, not a curated record.